GCGGGAGAAGCCGGCGGAGGCUUCUGCCCCGCACAUUAUUUCAAGACGACCGCUCCCACUGUGAAGCCGAUCAAUGCGGGGGACCGUAGUACUCGCCAAGUGUCGAGGGUGCAGAAUUCGAAUCGGAAGGAUGCGGCCCUUUACCUCCACCUGCUUAGGAGUGAGCGAAAGAAGCGUUCAGCGCUGGGCCGGACGGGAAGCGGAAGUGGUGUGUGCCGUCCUUUUAAACUUCCUGGGGCCCGCUGAGGAUUCUGCAGCUGUUCGCCUAGAGGUGCGGCGCCUGGUCUCACUCUCUGGGAAAAGACAGAUUCCAUGAUGUGAGGAGGUAGAGGUUCCUGAACAAGCAGUGUCUUGGCACUGGUGGUUCUCUUGACCAGAGAACUCUUAUCAAGAUUCAGAAAAGAGCUAGAAAAGUCAUUUGAGCAGAUGCUGGAGUCACUGGUCAUUUUCCAAGAGCAGCUGAAAAUGACCAAAUCCCAGGUAACAUUGUCAUUUAAGGAUGUGGUUGUGGACUUCACAUCAGAGGAGUGGCAGCUCCUGGAUGCUGUUCAGAAGAACCUAUACUGGGAUGUAAUUUUGGAAAAUUAUAGCAACCUCGUGUCUGUUGAGGAUUAUCUGCACAAGGAAGAGAGAGAAUAUUCCUACAACAGGACGCUCCUCUACAGGAAGGAGAAUGAGCCAAUCGUAACAACGUGCACAACUGUGGAUGAAUCUCACCGACGUAAUGUUGAGCAGAAGAAGCCAGCACCACAGGCGCCUGGGUGGCUCAGUUGGUUGAGCGUCCAACUCCUGAUUUCAGCUCAGGUGAUGGUCUUGGAGUCUCGGGGUCGUGGUAUUGAGCGCUGCAUCAGGCUCUGCGCACACAGCGGGGAGUCUGCUUGAGAUUCUCUCUCUCUGCUCCUCCUCCCACUCAUGUACUCUCUCUCUCUCUCUCUCUCUC
Zalophus californianus (California sea lion) is the source of this 940-nucleotide messenger RNA. Its product is annotated as zinc finger protein 713-like. The transcript is spliced from 4 exons. The record is from RefSeq and is a predicted model, not a curated record. Gene Ontology annotation, biological process: regulation of DNA-templated transcription. NCBI's taxonomy places the organism in Eukaryota, Metazoa, Chordata, Mammalia, Carnivora, Otariidae. The coding region runs from base 427 to 882 and encodes 151 amino acids.